AUGCUCUAUGAUUCUACUUAACCCUAUGAAGGAAUCAAAGGGGGUACUUGUUUCACUAAUGAUGAUUACAAACCAAAAAAAAGGAAUAUGUCUACAUAAUCAACAACAACAAAUAAAAAAUAACAUAAGACUUAAGGAUCAGUAUCAACCUUUAAUAAUGUCGAAAAUAGAUUGUUAGACUAUGAAAAAAGAAGAUUAAUUAAAAUUUAAAGAAUAAAAAUGGAAAACCUUGCAAACAAGGAAAACCAAUAAAUUCAUAAAAAAUUAUCAUAAAAAUCAACUUCAAAUAAAAAUUUGUAGCCAAAUGAAUUUAGAUUUAUAUAAUAGAACAGCAUUUUGAAUUAAUGUAUGAACAAUUUUUUAAAGAAAAAUCAAAAAGGCUAACUUUAUUUUUGA
This is a messenger RNA of Paramecium sonneborni, 396 nucleotides long. The record is from the annotation of a GenBank genome assembly. NCBI's taxonomy places the organism in Eukaryota, Ciliophora, Oligohymenophorea, Peniculida, Parameciidae.